Limulus polyphemus (Atlantic horseshoe crab) is the source of this 1204-nucleotide messenger RNA. It is a transcript of the gene RpLP0-like, whose product is annotated as mRNA turnover protein 4 homolog. Gene Ontology annotation, biological process: rRNA processing; ribosomal large subunit assembly; nuclear-transcribed mRNA catabolic process. Gene Ontology annotation, molecular function: RNA binding. The transcript is spliced from 7 exons. The record is from RefSeq and is a predicted model, not a curated record. Gene Ontology annotation, cellular component: preribosome, large subunit precursor; nucleolus. The coding region runs from base 81 to 905 and encodes 274 amino acids. Lineage: Eukaryota; Metazoa; Arthropoda; Merostomata; Xiphosura; Limulidae.
UGUGACCUCUAUGGGAUAUUGUUGUAACUAGGUUUGGUAAUGACACACGUGCGUUGUAGCUUGUAGAUUAUAAAGUAACUAUGCCGAAAUCGAAGCGAAAUAAACAAAUUUCUCUUACAAAUACAAGGAAGAAAGGGUUAGAAUUAAAACAACACCUCAUCGAGGAGAUACAAAAGUGUGUCGACAGUUAUGCUCAUGUGUUUGUUUUCUCUGUUCAAAACAUGCGAAACAGUAAAUUAAAAGAUGUUCGGCAGGAAUGGAAACACAGCAGAUUUUUUUUUGGGAAAAACAAGGUAAUGACUCUUGCUCUAGGGCACAAACCAGAGGAUGAACACAGAGAUAACUUGCAUCUUAUUAGUAAACAUUUGAGAGGCCAGUGUGGCCUAUUAUUUACCAAUAAAAACAGAGAAGAAGUUUUAAGCUGGUUCAGUGACUACAAAGAUAGUGAUUAUGCACGAGCAGGAAAUGUAGCUACAGACACAGUGGUUCUGGAUGAAGGUCCCCUCACACAGUUUCCUCACUCUCUAGAACAACAUCUACGACAAUUAGGCAUGCCUACUAGUCUACAGAAAGGUGUGGUGACUCUCAUAAAAGACUACCAAAUAUGUAAAGAAGGUGAAAUCUUGACCCCAGAGCAGGCCAGAUUGCUAAAGCUUCUCGAAAUUCAGAUGGCUGACUUUAAGAUAUCUGUUGAAUGUAUGUGGUCUAAUGACGGGUCUUUUGAAGACUUCAUUAAGAGAGAACAACCACUAGAAGGAAUGAAGGAACAGAAAAAGCGAAAGCAUAAACAACAAUCUACUAAAAAAGAGACAAAACAAAAAAAGAUGAAGUCUUCAAAACAGAUAAGCCAAGGUUCUACUGAUGACGAAAAUGAAAGAAUGGAAAGUGGUGAUGAUGAAUGUUGAAUGCAGCAAAAUCACAAAAGUUAAUUAUAUAAAUGUUAGGAGUCAAAUCAUUUUUUGCCCAUAUAGAUUUCAACAUUUCUUCUCAAAGCCACUGUACUGAAACUUGAAUUUUUAUAUAACUUUGGAAUUUUAUGACAAAGCUAUUUGUAAAGAAAUGUCAUUUGUAACUGAUCUAUUCAUAUGAACUGUUUACAUAGUAACUUUCCAGUUACAUAGAAAAUAAUGAAGAACUUUGAAAUUUUUAAUUUUGUUAACCACUGUAUAUACAUGCAGUUUUAAAUAAAUCUGUAGAACAUCAA